AUGAAAACAAUGAAACUGAUCAAAUUAGCAGCGGCGCAGAGACUGAACCCAAGUUUCCAGCUAGCGCUAAUAAUCGCGCCUGUGUUUAGUGUGAGGAAGUACCAUGUAAAGAAGCUUCCUUUAUCUUCAGGUUUCUCAUAUUGGUUUGCACCCACGGAUGCCAAACUCACCCGUGUCCCAGCUGUUCCAGUGGUCACUAGAGCUAAGGCUACAUACAAGACCCCGAACUGGAGUUUUGAUGGCGAUUGGCAUAGGAUUGACCCUGUUGCACAUGGUUGA
This is a messenger RNA of Arabis nemorensis, 279 nucleotides long. Lineage: Eukaryota; Viridiplantae; Streptophyta; Magnoliopsida; Brassicales; Brassicaceae. The record is from the annotation of a GenBank genome assembly.